UCUCCUCCCCCACCUCUCCCGCCUCCUUCCCCUCCUCCACCUUUCCCACCUCCCCCCUCUCCGCCUCCGCCAUCUCCCCCUCCCCCCCCUCCAAGUCCCCCUUAUGGCUGGUGGUGCGCCCUUUGGCCCUGGACCUGCCUUGCGCCCCCCCUGCCUCCCUAUUCUGCCCCCAUGCCCCCUCCCCCGCCUCUCACCCCCUUGCCCAGCCCUCCUUUCCCCCCACCCCGCCCCUCUGGCCCCCCUCCCCCACCGGACCCCUGUUUCCCCCCACCCCCUCCCCCUCCUGGUGGGGACGAGCCUGCUGCGUGGUGGUGUGCCCUCUGGCCCUGGCGCUGCAUGCCCCCCCCACCCUCCCCUGCCUUACCGGCUCCUCCUCUCCCUCCAUCUCCCCGGUUCCCUUGCUCCCCACCCCCUCACUUCCCCUCUCCGCCUCACCCCUCUCCAUCCCCACUUCCCCCUCCCCCUCGCCCACACCCACCCCCUGCCCCUCUUCCACCUGCCCCUCCCCCCAGUCCCUUGCCUCCUAAGGUCCCACCUCCCCCACCUCCUUCACCCCCUCCCCCACUGCCCCCCUGGCAAUGCGCGCUGUACCCCUGGCUGCCUGAGUGCCAGCAAGCGAGAAGGCGCAGUGCAGAUGCGAAGGCGCACCAUCUGGCAGGCGGAGCAGGGGGAGGAGCAAGGGGCAGAACGCAAGGCAUGACGGCAGCACAUGGGGCAGGGGGACAGGCAGUGCUGGAAGCUGCUGGCCCUCCUGGUGGCGUGAGUGGUCCAGGUAGGACCAGCAGUCGCACCAGAAGGACUGAUGCACCAAACCUGCUGCUGCAGGCGGCAGCACCCGUUGACUUAGUACAGCUCACAGACGGAGCGAGGACACGGAGGGGGGAGGAAAACGGGAGGAGCAGGGGAGAGCAGGUGGAGUGGGUGCAGCAUGGGGGUGUGACGAUGCAGGGAACAAGGCAUUCAGGCCAUGGCUUGAAGGCUGAGGCAAUUGAGAUGGGGGUGAGUGGUAGAGGCACUGGCGCUGAUUCAGGGCUGGCCCACAGUAGGGGUGAGCAGAUGGAAGCAUGGAGAACUGCUGAUGAAGAGGGCAUUGGCAAGCAGGCGCUGCUGCCUCUGGGCGUGAGAAACGAGGUGCAGGAAGUGAGUCAGUCAGCAGGCGGAGGGGUUGUGGGAGGGUUAGAUGUGCUGAAGAAUGGGGACCACCACAAGCACAUGGUGCAUGCAGCACACUCAGAGCAGCAGCACGUGCUGGUGCAGCAGGGGCGGAUGAUGAGGCCACAGCAGGUGCACUAUGAGGAAGAAGGGAACUCUUCGAUCUGGCAGCUGCUCUUAUCCUGGUGGGCUGAAGAGAUUCGCUCAGUGUGGAAGGAACAAGUGAGCACGGAGUCAUGCUCCGGCAAUCACAAGGGCAAGCAUGAGGGGCAGAAGCUUUUAGCAUCGUCCUGAGUGAGCAUGCUGGACAGAGUGGGAUUCAUUUUUAAUGAAUCAUGCUCCUGCAGACGUGUACAGUUGUGUGUUAGGGCAUGCGAUGCUCUUUACUGGGUUUCCCACAAUAGAGCAACAACUAGGUAGUAGUAGGUGUCAACUUAUACAUACCGGUAUGUAUUGAGAAAGCUUGCUUUCUUGUCCUUCGCAAUAGGCAUCGUUCUCAUUUCAAGUGGCUAGGUAC
Molecule: messenger RNA, 1669 nt
Organism: Closterium sp. NIES-67
Lineage: Eukaryota; Viridiplantae; Streptophyta; Zygnematophyceae; Desmidiales; Closteriaceae
Source: the annotation of a GenBank genome assembly